Prunus armeniaca (apricot) is the source of this 483-nucleotide messenger RNA. NCBI's taxonomy places the organism in Eukaryota, Viridiplantae, Streptophyta, Magnoliopsida, Rosales, Rosaceae. The record is from the annotation of a GenBank genome assembly.
AUGUCUUCUCCAAACACUCAUGCCAAGGGUUCGUCUUCUUCACGCUCUCUUGCCUAUCUCACUGGAGAUGGUGUCGACAAUCAUGUGAUAAAGGUUCGAAGCAAGCUCUAUCCCUUCGCGCAAAAGAAUUUGGAUGAGAAUGUACUUUAUCUUUUCGAGAACACCCUGGUUCUGGGCCCUCAUUGGUUUGGUUCCGUACUGAAGGAGAUCGCCAUCUUGUUUAGGGAUGAUGUUGAGGUCCCUAUGUGCUAUCAAAGCUCCACUUCUCUGGCUUCUCAUACCUGGGUCAGCAAAAACCGGAGUCACUCGUUUCCUUCAAGUGAAGUGAGGAAUAGUGCGGUGAAAUGGUCAAAUUGGAUUGACAGGCUUCUUCCUAGGCAUGGAGCUGAUUGGAAGAAGGCUGGUAUCUACGAUGCAAUUCUUCUGUCCAAGCACUCUAUUAAUAGAGAUGAAAACCUUCGGGCUGCCGCUCUGUGUUUCUAG